GCGGGAGUAUUAUGCAGAAUAUUAAUUUAAAAUUGAAUAUUAAUUACAAAACGGUAUUGCUGGCAAUACGCAAAUGAUAUAUUUGAUAGCCUACGUGACAAAUGUAAUUGCAUAAAGUGCGUAAGUGGUUGCGAGUGUGAAACUUAGUUUUUUUUUUAUCGUGUAUUUGCAUACAUUUCCAUUGCUCGCGUUGUUGUUGCUGGGCAUUAAACGCAAACGGUGGACAACGAAUUAGCAGCGCACAAGCCAAAAGCAAAUAACAAAUCAACAGAUCCACAUCAGAGAGACUGAGUGAGAAAACGACGUGAGUGAGCAAGCGAGACAGCGAGAGGCAGAGAGAAAGAGAAAGAAGCGAGGAGACGACGGUAGCGUAAACGUUACCGAGUUGUAUAUUGGAACACACGCCCGUCAUCGAGUAGAACAGUCGCCAUCACGACGUCGCCGCCGCAAGCGCCGUUGCUGUUCAUCGAGCAUUUGGACAACGCCAGCGCCGCCGACGCACGCGGGCGUGUCUAUAAGCUGAGGAAGAAGAAGAAAUAUCUUAAUCAAGUGCACAUCACAUAGAGAAUCCUAAACCAAACCACUAACUAACCGCAACGAUAGUGUGAGGCAAGUGUGAGGGAGAGCGAGAGAAAGUGCGUGCGAUUGCGAUUGCGUCUGCGUUUGCAUUUCAGUGUUGAGAAUGCCCGUGCAGUCACCCAUUGAGAUAAGCAAUCGUGCCAUCGAGCAUAUUGAUGAUGUCGAUCCUUUGGAGUACCAUGGCCACUGGGAGCCCGUGGGCGUGGCACGUGUUCAAAACACCGGCACCUCGGCUAUGGUCACCUUUAGCAAACGUAAACAACAACCGUAUAUUAUAGGCGGUGCCCUCGAAUCGAAUAUGUAUAUGUUUGAGCAAAUUCAUUUCCAUUGGUCCGAUUCGGAUGAAUCCGGUUGCGAGCAUACGCUGGAGGGCAUGAAGUAUUCGAUGGAAGCGCAUGCGGUGCAUUAUAAUGCCAAAUAUAAGGAUUUCACUGAGGCCAAAAAUAAGCCCGAUGGUCUGGCGGUUGUGGCAUUUUUCAUACAAGCUUGUGGUGAAAAGGAUUGCCCCGAGUUUAAAAAGAUCACCGAAGGCAUACGCAUUGUCCAAAAGAUACACACAAGUGCGUCCUUAGAUUCCGAUUGUUUAUCCUGGAUUGGCCUGCAGGAGCUAAGCAAGCAUUAUUAUACUUACAAGGGUUCGCUAACAACAGCGCCUUACUUUGAAAGCGUCACCUGGAUUAUAUAUCGUACGCCCAUCUAUGUGUCACGUGGACAGGUCGGUGUCUUUCGCAAUUUGCAAUCAUGUCCUAAGGACGAGUCCAAAAAGAUCACCAGCAACUAUCGCGAGAUACAGCGCCCUCAUAAGGAUCCAGAAAUCUUCUUUGCACGCAAUACCAACACCAAAUCCAAGUUAUGAGCUCUACAUAUUUUUUAUAUAUUUUGAAUGCAGCGCCACAAUCUAUCAAUCAACUCUAUAUAUAUCUUUUUUAUAACUUAUGGUUGUUUCGACUAAGCUUAAAGGAAUCAAUGCCUCAUGUACAUAGCUAUAGCUCUUAGCUAUAUAUAUCAUAUAUAUAUACUUUCGUAUACCUAUAAUAUGUGUAGAUAUUGUGUAUCAUUUUUUUUUUAUAUAUAUAUGUAAACACACACUCACACAAACAAACACACACACACACGUGGUUGCCUUGCAUUGUCGUAAAUAUUUCGUGGAAAUAUUUAUUAACUAUUUACAAAACUUAAGCCAACUAACUAACGUACUAUGUAAAAUCUAUUUAAGUUGAAAAAAAGGAAAUAUCUUUUAU
Messenger RNA from Drosophila busckii, 1820 nucleotides. It is a transcript of the gene CAH3, whose product is annotated as carbonic anhydrase 2. The transcript is spliced from 4 exons. The record is from RefSeq and is a predicted model, not a curated record. Lineage: Eukaryota; Metazoa; Arthropoda; Insecta; Diptera; Drosophilidae. Gene Ontology annotation, molecular function: zinc ion binding; carbonate dehydratase activity. Gene Ontology annotation, cellular component: cytoplasm. Bases 683 to 1435 code for a protein of 250 amino acids.